AUGCAUUUUAACAGGCCAGACUGUUCACCGUUUACUAGAAAACUGAAAGAAUUCGGGCGAUGGCUCUGGGGAUACCGUAACUACCUGAUCAUCUACAUCACUCCGUUCCUGAUACUUCCUCUGCCGUUGCUUGCCCCUUCCUCGCAAGCAAAUUGUGGCUAUGUAAUCAUCCUGAUGGCACUGUACUGGUGUACAGAGUGUAUCCCGCUUGCGGUCACUGCACUGAUCCCAAUCAUACUUUUCCCAUUCCUGGGCAUCAUGGAGUCCGAACAGGUGUGUAUGUUGUACCUGAAAGACACCAACAUGCUGUUCAUUGGUGGUUUGCUGGUGGCGAUAGCUGUAGAACACUGGAACUUACACAAGCGAAUCGCACUAGGGGUCCUGCUGAUAGUGGGUGUUCGGCCUGCUCUGUUGAUGUUAGGCUUCAUGAGCGUCACAGCUUUCCUCUCAAUGUGGAUCAGUAACACCGCUACUACUGCUAUGAUGCUGCCCAUCGCCCAGGCCGUGCUGGAGCAGCUCAGUAAAACCGAAGCUGAGAGAGACGACAGAGAACUGAGAGAAGGCAGACACAACCAGGCUUUUGAGAUGGGUGAAAUCCCCAACACCAAAGUUCCUUUCAACAUCCAAACCCAACAAGAGAUCUCAGUUCAGGAGCCGGAUUUUGAAGCCGAGCAAAAAAGGCAGGCUCGGGAACAGAGGUAUCUCUGGCUGAAUAAAGGGAUGAGCUUGAGUGUGUGCUACUCUGCCAGCAUCGGGGGCACUGCCACCCUUACAGGCACCACACCAAACCUUAUCCUUAAAGGACAGAUGGAUACGCUGUUCCCUGGUAAUCCUAAUGUGAUCAACUUUGCCAGCUGGUUUGGCUUUGCGUUUCCCAACAUGGUGCUGAUGCUGCUUUUGUCCUGGCUGUGGCUGCAGUACAUGUAUUUGGGUUUAAAUUUUAAGAAGACCUUUGGCUGUGGGUCGAGAAACGCCAGUGACCAAGAGGCCUACAGAGUGAUAAAGGAGGAGUAUAGGAAACUGGGAAGAAUGAAAUUCGCCGAAGCUGCUGUUCUUACGGUGUUUGUGUCGUUGGUGGUGCUGUGGUUCAGCAGAGACCCAGGUUUCAUGCCAGGCUGGGCUUCCACCCUUAAUCAAAGUGGACCGUUUGUUACUGAUGGAACUGUAGCCAUUUUUAUGUCCACUCUGUUGUUCCUCAUCCCAUCUCAACUCCCAGAGGUAUGCUUACCCAGAAGGGUAGAUGAACAUGAAGGAACAGAAGAAGGAGAACAGCCUGUGGAGGGGAGACAGAGGAAGCAUAAGGCUCCCCCAGCUCUGCUUGUAUGGAAGGUGGUGCACGAGAGGAUGCCCUGGAACAUUGUGCUGCUCCUGGGCGGUGGAUAUGCCUUGGCUACUGGCAGUGAGGAAUCUGGCCUGUCAAAGUGGCUCGGACAGAGUCUCUCCCCCCUUGAGAAAAUCCCUCCAUUUGCCAUCUCGCUACUGCUCUGUCUGCUGGUGGGAACGUUCACAGAGUGCUCCAGUAACACGGCCACAACGACACUCUUCCUCCCCAUUCUUGCUUCCAUGGCCAGAACUAUAAGGCUCCAUCCUCUGUACGUCAUGCUGCCCUGCACCAUCAGUGCCUCCUUGGCCUUCAUGCUGCCAGUGGCCACUCCACCCAACGCCAUCGCUUUCUCAUUCGGCACCCUCAAAGUGCUCGACAUGGCAAAGGCUGGCUUCAUGCUAAAUAUAAUCGGCAUCCUGACCAUCAACUUGGCGAUCAACACAUGGGGAACAGCCAUGUUCCAGCUCAACACCUUCCCCACGUGGACCAACGUUACUGGAACACCUUGAAAGCAAAAGGCGUGCUUCAGAAGAACGAAAGAAUGAUGAGAAGGCAGUGAGAGGAGAGCUGAAGGAAGGAAAAUGCAUGUUUCCCUGAAAAGGGGGUAAAUGUAUUAAUGUACAGUCUGUAGCAGAUCUCUCAGCGGCUACUCCACUGCAAUACUGAACAAAUAUUCACAGACUUUAUACAGAUCUAUAUGUUUAUUUAUUCAUUCUUUUUACACACCAUAAUAUAUGAAGUGAUUAACAAGACGUUCGUGUUCAGUAUUUAAGUAUGUAUAUGUCCAGGAUCUGUAAAUUCACAUCUAACCAAAAAAUGUGUUAACAAAAUGUCUAUGUGGAUCAAACUGGAGAAAAGGGUAUUAGCAAUACCUCAAAGUGCUGUAUGGAAGAAAGCUUAAACCGUGCAAUGGAAAACUUCAUGACCAUCAGGGGAGGCAUGUGAUGCUCUUGUCCCUCACCAGACUAAUAAUGCUGCGGAGUGAGACAGAGAGGAAACGUAAUGGGAAGUGUCACAGCAAAUACGAAACAAUACGAAUUGAUAAAAAAAAAAACUUUUAAAUAAAAACAUACUUCUCUGA
Molecule: messenger RNA, 2405 nt
Organism: Clarias gariepinus (North African catfish)
Lineage: Eukaryota; Metazoa; Chordata; Actinopteri; Siluriformes; Clariidae
Gene: slc13a2
Product: solute carrier family 13 member 2
Exons: 12
Coding region: 1-1833 (610 amino acids)
Biological process (GO): monoatomic anion transmembrane transport
Cellular component (GO): membrane
Molecular function (GO): transmembrane transporter activity
Source: RefSeq, a predicted model, not a curated record